UUGCUGAGGCCUCCUAUUGAAACUGGGCCUCCACGAGCGUUAAUUCAUUUCUUAGGAGGUGCGAUCGUGGGAAAGGCCCCUCACAUAAGCUACCGAUAUUUGCUGGAAAGUUUGGCCAAGAAAGGUUACAUGGUGGUUGCAACACCAUACGAUCUAUCAUUCGAUUAUUUAACAACGUGUGAUACAAUAUUGUCACGGUUCGAAAUGGUAGCCGCCACGCUGGCCCGACAAUACGGCGCAUUACCGGUCGUUGGACUUGGACACUCGUGUGGAAGCGUCUUGCAACUUCUCAUUACGAGUCUCUUUCCUGAUACGCCGAGGGGUGCAAACGCACUUAUCUCAUUCAACAAUAAACCCGUAACCGAAGCAAUCCCGGUAUUUGAGGAGGUUGUUGCACCGUUUUUUACCUAUGUUGCAGCUCGAAACGCGACACGGUCCAGUGGAAGCGAAAUAUUAUCCGUUGGUCUUCAGCUCGCCAAGUCAGCCACUGUUGGGGAGGUUCCCUACGAGUUUCUGGAGACGUUGGAACAGAUUCCACUCCUGAUCGACGAGGUGGCGGAUGGAGCUCGUGAUUUUGUUCCUCCGCCUGCCGAAGUAAAAGCGGCUGCACGUCGAGCAUAUCGCGCUCGACGGACACUAAUUGUCAAGUACACGGAAGAUCCGUUGGAUGAAUCGGAUGAAAUCGAGGACCUACUACAG
This is a messenger RNA of Phaeodactylum tricornutum CCAP 1055/1, 699 nucleotides long. RefSeq lists its product with no specific name. Lineage: Eukaryota; Bacillariophyta; Bacillariophyceae; Surirellales; Neidiaceae. The annotation marks the transcript as partial. The record is from RefSeq and is a predicted model, not a curated record. The transcript is spliced from 2 exons.